AGAUUUUGAUCCCUCCAAGGUAACACCAAUCAUCCCUGUUUGGAUUUCCAUUAAUAAUUUGCCAAUCCACCUGCAUGCCAAACAAGCCCUGAUGUCCAUUGCCAACAUAUUUGGUAAACCUCUAAAAAUGGACUCUACUACUGAAAGCUUCUCCAGACCUUCUGUGGCUAGGUUCUAUGUGGAAAUGGACCUAUCAAAGCCUCCACAGAAUUCUUUCUAUGUCAAGAAUGGGGAUACCCCUCUGUUGUUACAAGCUGAAUUUGAAAAUCUCCCUGAAUUCUGCAAAGUUUGUAGAGGCAUCAAUAGGCACUCACCUGCCUGCAAGCUCUCCCCUUCUCCAAUGGCUAAGAUUCCAUCCCCAAACAGCUAUCAAAUAACCAACCCUUCUCAAACUGACUUGGGGAGAGAUGAAAACAUUGAAGGAAAGCUUCUUGAGGCUGAACAGACUAACCCCCAACCUGAGGACAGAGGUUACCACUCAGAUGGAGGAACCAUUUCCAAGAAUGGUUUUAAACCUGCAAACAGGAAAUCACUUAAAUCAACCAACAAACCCAUGGAUUCAGAAAUCAAAAGGAGAUCUGCAAGGCUCCAAGAAAAGAUGACUAGUAACCACCUAAGGACAAAAGUCGCUCGCAAGUUCCUUAAGAAGGAAAAACUACAUGGCAAAAAUUUCCUCGUCUGGCGUGCUGAUUUGAUCGAAGCACUUCGUGCGAUUGGAAUAGAGUAUGUUCUUUAUAGGCCAAUACCAGAACGUCCAAAGACACCCGUUACAAUCAUGAGAGACAUAAAAAUCUAUCAUGAGCACGUACGCGAUGAUGGGAUUGCUUUUGAAAUCAUGCUAGCCUCAAUGUCAAAGAAGCUCUCGCAGCAACUUGAUGGGGUCAAUUCAUACGAUAUGAUCGUGCGAUUAGGAGAUGUCUUCAUAAAUGAUGACGAGCAUGAGAGAUACUUGGCUGCAAAGAACCACUGUGACAACUUGAAGCGAAAAAGGGAUGAUUCCUCUGCUUCUGGCAAGCUUGACGCCAAAUCCGACAAAUGUGUCUUCGUUGGAUAUCCAAAGGAAACUCGUGGAUAUUACUUCUAUCACCCGACUGACAACAAAGUGUUUGUUGCUCGAACAGGACCCUUUCUAGAAAAGGAAUUCCUUUCAAAAGCAGGUGAUGGAAGAAAGAUAGAUCUCGAAGAAAUCCAAGACAACGAAGCGGAUAACCAACUAGACGAAGAGAGACAGCAAGAGGAGCAAAUUGUUGUUCCUCAACCCACCCAAGAAACACAAGCCCUUCAAAGGUCAAUGAGAACACGAAAUCCACCCGAAAGGGAAGAAGACGACUUUCUGAAAACGCGAGAACACAACAAAGGGAAGAAGACGACUUCAGAUCUAGAGUUUGAAACCCUAGCACCCGUCCAUGGAUCUCCAAGCGCUCUAGAGAAAGGCGAUAUUCUAGAGAAGCUACCACCGUCGAAAAGCUACAGUAACAAAGCCGAAUGACAUCCAAUGGCCUUUUCAAGGACCAUCUGCGCUAUAUAUGGUUGUAUGUGAAUUGUUCUCCAAGGGCGGAGAGGACGUCCGGUCGAGGCCACACCGACAAAGAAGGUUCAACCAUCUGUACCUGUAAUUCGAAUAUGUACUGCUGUGGUUGUUGAGUGGUUGAUAGUUGGCUUACAUAUUUUACUCUAUAUUUUAACCAUAUUAGUAAAUCUGAUUCCUUAACUAAAAUUUUAAGUUUAACGUCAUGCUCUUAUUUGAACUUUCCUUCUCCAAUUGCAAGCUAUGGAAUUACUUCCAAAGAAGAGCAUGGACAUUCUGAAUGAGAUCAGGGAUGUUCCUGAAAUUCUCAGAGGUUUGACAGAAUAGUUCAAGAUUGAUCUAGCAAACUUGUUAUUAGGAUUUCGGA
Cuscuta campestris is the source of this 1895-nucleotide messenger RNA. The record is from the annotation of a GenBank genome assembly. Lineage: Eukaryota; Viridiplantae; Streptophyta; Magnoliopsida; Solanales; Convolvulaceae.